Physella acuta is the source of this 4168-nucleotide messenger RNA. RefSeq lists its product as uncharacterized. The record is from RefSeq and is a predicted model, not a curated record. Gene Ontology annotation, molecular function: interleukin-17 receptor activity. Lineage: Eukaryota; Metazoa; Mollusca; Gastropoda; Physidae.
AUGGAUGUAAAGAUUAACUCAAGUAUUCAAUGUGAAGUGAAGAUCGCUCGUAGGCUACUCAGUGCACCGUUUCUCACAGCUAUGGAUGGAGCCCGGCUUUUGUCUGUUAGAGGUGUUUUCUUUUUUUGUUCUUUCCUUCACUCUAGCUGGGGUGUCGUCAACUAUUGCAACCUGACUAUCAGUAACACCGCUUCACAGUCUGGAGUUGAGUGGGAUUUCACUAGUUUAUGUAUACGGACCUACCUUACACACGAAUGCCAGAAGUUUGCUCAAAGUUUCGACAGGUCUCUUCUUCCACCAGAGUUUUCCCGUAGCAAACUUUCUGUGGAGCCGCCAGGUCAAUUUGUGCUGGCUGGAUCCAAUGAGUUUAACUUUGACAUUCAGUGGAGGCUGCCCAACUCUGCUAGCGCUCGUGCUGAGAUCGAAGGAUUUCUCCUUAUUUGGACUACCAAUCAGACAACAGAUUGUAGAAUUUUUCGUCUCAAUGAGUCGGAUUCAGUCAGGCCUAUAAAGACCAAGUUCCUGUACAGACUGAGUCUCUCCCCCAAGAAAACCUAUGACCUGAGGCUCUACAGUCUGCCGACACCUAGACCAGACGAACGAGAUGUUCAGGGAACGUACGACCAGCUUUCUAUCACAACUGAAAAAGUCGUGUCCAGCGAUGAAUGGUCUCCAAACGUGUCCUACAAAGUGAACCCCAACCGGACCGUGAGCUGUUGGUUUCUCUUGUCUCCGCCAUACCUCGACGUCACAGAGUUCGAGUUUAGGUUGUUUAAAGCCAACCACAGCCUGACGAAAAACUACCGGAAUUUCACUCGAGUCUUUAAUAUUUCCACAACUGAAGAAACACUAGGUUAUGUUGAGUUUCCAAAUAUGACGGAUGACGCUUAUAAGAUCUGGGUGAACUGUAAUUGUAAUAAGAAGAAGCUAUGUAAAAAAAAAUGUGUCGCCACCGAGACCUAUUGGUUUAAUAUAAGUUUAGCAGACGCCGAACUUGUGCCGAAUUUUAAUUAUGAUCAACCUGAAGCUGAUGACGAGGAUGAUACAACCUUCUACAUCUGGGGCGGGGUUACAGGGGCGGUUAUUCUAAUUGCUGCCGUCAUCAUUCUGGGCGUUGUUUUAAAGCGCUAUAUAGAUAAUCACUCGCCGAGAGAUGAUCCUAUCUCGCAUAAAACAAGUGGAGAAGUUCAUGCAUCAUCAGACGGUACCUCAGAGCACACAAGAACCAUCGCCCCAGCCUUGAAGAGGAAACGUCUUUACGUCAUGUCCGCCGAUGACCACCACCUUCAUAUGGAGAAGAUCAAAGCACUGGUCAAGUUCCUGGAGGUCCACUGCCACUGUGACGUCACCUACCCUCCCAACGCGGACGUUCAAGAGACCUUGACCUACGAGUGGUUCCUGCGUCAGCUGAACCAAGCGGAUCACGUGAUCUUCGUGGACUCGGUAGCAGCCGAGAAGCUCUUCUCCGCCCACCUGAGCCACACCCGCUACAGGGGCCGGCCCGGGGGUGACCUGUACCCCAUCUACCUGCAGCACAUCUUGAACCACGACCAGCUGCGGGAGGGUUUGAUCUCGGUCCACUUUGAUGUGGUGCGCUGCCGCACGUACCUGCCCUCCCCGUUCGUCUACAAGCUGCCGCGUCAGUUGCCGGAGCUGCUCAGGAAAAUUCACGUACUCAGCAGCAAGAGUUUGGACGCUGUCGGAACCAUCUUACCCAUGAAGGCGGAGAACCUCCAAUUCUUGAAGGAGGGCUCGCAACUUCUCUCCGCCAUUAGAGAGGCGCGUCUCUUUGAGGCCAACAACCGUCACUGGUUCCAUGAGAAAUUCGGCCAGCCGACCAAACUUCUGCUACCGAUGACGUCAGACGAUUCUGGUGUCUUCCCGGACAUCCAAACGCCACUUUCGGUUUCGACUCAGGAACUUCCGGUUCUCGUGGAUUCUGAAGAUUCCCAACGAUAUAGCCGUGUGGGCGAGGUUAACAAUAACACGGAGGAGCUGAGUGUGUUCACGGUACCAACACACGUCACGGUGAACUUGAAAGGGAAGACAGCUUGGGAUAGAGGUCAACCACUGCGGGUUCAACCCGAGGAAGUGCCAGAGUCCUUGUACAGCGAGCCGUCAGAAGAACCGUCUGAACGUCUUUUCAUCCCACCUGUCCAGGUGUCUGAGAUUAGUUCCGAGUUCAGCUCGGUUGUCAGGGCCAUCAACGGCUUUGGUGAUGCAGAACCUGAUUACGUCAAGUUGGUAUAGGAACACACGCAGGUUACAGGGUUGCGGGUCCCAUCGUCCUUAAUAUACUGUCGGAACGCCCCUGACCUCUAAGCCCCAAUUCCACUAACCCCUUAGCCCCAAUACCACAGACCCCUUUGUCAUAUUUCUACUGAUUUCUUAGCUCUAAAUAAAAUAUUAAUGACCCCAUUAGCCCCAAUACUUAUGACCACUUAGCCCUAAUUCUACUAAUCUCUUAGCCCCAAUAUUAAUGACCCCUUAGCCCUAAUUCUAAUGACCCAUUAGCCCUAAAUCUACUAACCCCUUAGCCCCAAUAUUAAUGACCCCUUAGCUCUAAUUCUAAUGACCAAUUAGUCUCAAUAUUAAUGAUCUCUUAGCCCCAAUACCUCUAACCUCUUGGCUACAAUGCCACAUGCCCCUUAGCCCUAUAUCUACUGACCCAUUAGCCCCAAUAUUAAUGACCGCUUAGCCCCAAUAACACUAGCCUCUUAUGUACAAUACCACUGAACCCUUAACCCCCAAACCACUGAACCCUUAGUCCUAAUACAUUCGACCCCCAAAAACAUUCUUUAAUAAGAUUACUGACUUUUGUCCCAGACAUCAAUAGCUCUGUGUAUCUUCCAGACAUCAUAGCCCCCCCCCCUCCCCCCAGCCACAUGUCACCCACCCCUAUACCGUUGCUUUGAUAUUCGUAUCCACAAAAACACUGACUAACCCUACACAACUAACAUGUCUCGUGGAAAUUUAAUGUGUUCAUUUCUCUUAAUACACCCUUUCACAUGCUUUUAGUUUAGUUUUAUAACAUUGGCAGGGCAAUUUUUUUAUUGCCUUCCCGAUUCUACUUCAUUUUGAAGCUGGCAACAUGGUCUAAAUUAAACUUUUAGGUUGCUUCACUUUGAGAAUUCUAAUGUCUAAUUCUAGUGUUAAUUCAUUUUCAAUGUAAUGCCAUUUUAAAAACAAUUGUGCUACUUUUAUUCCAGUAGUUAAAUUUUAAGUUUUAACCUUAACGACUAGCGACACUGAUGAAGCUCACAACAUUAAAUAAAGAUCACUUUAACUAAGCCGUUUAACUCCAGAUCAUACGAUUAAAAAAUUCCUUCUCAAUCAUAAACAACAGCUGUAACAAUUUUGGGCAAGAGAGAUAACUCCAAAACACACUUAACAAAACUUAACAGGAGAACCAACGCCCUUCACAGGAAGGAUAACUCUUAAUGAAGAGAUAUUCAUCUACGAACAGGACGCGAAAGCGAGUUUCAUUAUUUUAAACUUAGAUAACAUGAAAUCGACAUUUUAUUUAUUCAGCACUUGGCUAAACUUUCAAUGAGUCUACUUAUACAUCAGUUGAGUUGGUUCAGACAAUGAGAAUCCUAAUCACCGCACUGCACGUUACGCGCACAAUGAUGUAUUGUUGUUGACAUGGUAAUGGAUGUAAAGACAAUGGUACAAAUCAUGUACGUGAACGAGAGCUGAUUUUAACCGUUGGUUAUUUCAAAGUGUUUUCUUACUGAAGAUUGAAUCACCUUUUAAUUACACAUUUGCAUUUUCAGGUUUAAAAAUAAAAUGUAAUUAGAUGUUUUGUAUUAGGUAUAAGUAAACCAUAUUAAAUUAAUGUAAGUACAUGUCAGAAAGAAGUAUGACUAUUGUAAAUCUGUAUCGGUCCUCACAAGCCGAUGGUGAAAACUGUACUACUAAAGCUAACAUGGCAAGAUAAAGUGACGCUUUAAAUUACAUGUCUAAGGCAAAAAAAAAUUGAAAUUCUCAAACAUUAUAGUUAGCUGUAUAGUCUAUUUAUUGCUAAUGUAUCUAAACAUGUUUUUUCUUUUGUUGUUGAUAAUUGAGUUGGCGUCGGGGUGGAGAUCCAUGCACAAAUAAACAUAUUUACAUGUAUAUAUAUAUAUAUAUAUAUAUAUAUAUAUAUAUAUAUAUAUAUAUAUAUAUA